AUGCGUUCAUAUCACUUCACCGCGUUCAUUUCACUCGUCUUCACUGCUACCGCGUCGGUAUUCCCACGCGAGACGUUUGUCAGUAAGAUAGAGCAGGCUUCUCCACCAGUGACAGAAGUUGCUGCACCAACCGUGACUACAGCACCACGUCUUCAUUGCUCUGAUGGGUCAACAAUCCUUCACACGACAGACUGUACCAUGGGAACUUCGGUAUCUUUCUGUCAUAAACCAGAACCCCCAAUCAAGUGUGGUAAGGGCUUCUUCCCCUCUGUCUGGCAUCCAGAUCAUUGCAUGGAACAGUCAACCUGCUUCCCAGUAGAUGCAGACUGGAUUACGACAGAGUGCUUAAAUGGCGCUAUGCCAUACUCGACCUCGACACUCUUCGAUGGACGAUUGUCUGGUGGAGAGUCCACUGUCAUCGGUGCUGUUUCUUGCUCGUGUGCUCCGGAUCAGUGGUACAGUAUGACAAUUGCAGAUGGUGCCUCUAAUGUAGAGAUGUUCUGCAUGCCUUAUAGCUCCUGUCCACCAGGAAUGACAACAUCUACCAGCACCAAUGAUUACUGUGCCAGUGCUACAGCCACAGGUGGUGUUUGUGAAAAAUCUUCUUCUGAAACGCAUUAUUGUCAAUGUGAGGACCCGAUGGAGACUGCUAUAUAUUCAGAUGAGCCUGGUAGUCCUGCUAUUGGAUGUGACAGGGGUUACGAGGGGAAGAAAAAAGUAUCGAUGGCUUAA
Molecule: messenger RNA, 732 nt
Organism: Penicillium taxi
Lineage: Eukaryota; Fungi; Ascomycota; Eurotiomycetes; Eurotiales; Aspergillaceae
Exons: 2
Coding region: 1-732 (243 amino acids)
Source: RefSeq, a predicted model, not a curated record